GGCGCCCCAAGGAAGUUUCCAGAGCUUUCGAGGAAGGUCCCCGUAACUCGAAUUCAUCCGCCUGAUGAUUUUCCUACCUUUUCCUAAGGGAGGAGAAGGAUGACAAGGGAGAGAGAGAAGCCGAUCUGUUAGGAUCCUUUGUUCUGGCUUUGAGGAAUUUAGGGCUCAGUUAAAGGGCCUAACUCCGUCGCGGGAGGUGGGGCCGAGCGGACUACUUUCAGCGGCGCAGGGACACGACGCCUACGUAGGAGUCAUGAGUAACGCAACAGACGUCGCAUAAAUUCCGGCCCCGCCGAGCCGGAGCACUCAGAGGCGACUGGCUUUGUGUGUGGGGUGUCUGCUGGUGUGGAAGUGACGCGACGUGAUUGGAUUUGCGGUAUUUUCGCGUUCGUUGACAGGUCAAAAUGCAGAUCUUCGUGAAGACCUUGACGGGCAAGACCAUCACCCUGGAGGUGGAGCCCAGUGACACCAUCGAGAAUGUGAAGGCCAAGAUCCAGGAUAAGGAGGGCAUCCCUCCUGACCAGCAGAGGCUCAUCUUCGCAGGCAAGCAGCUGGAAGAUGGCCGCACUCUUUCUGAUUACAACAUCCAGAAGGAGUCGACCCUGCACCUGGUCCUGCGUCUGAGGGGUGGUAUGCAGAUCUUCGUGAAGACCCUGACCGGCAAGACCAUCACCCUGGAGGUGGAGCCUAGCGACACCAUCGAGAACGUGAAGGCCAAGAUCCAGGAUAAGGAAGGCAUCCCUCCUGACCAGCAGCGGCUCAUCUUCGCAGGCAAGCAGCUGGAAGAUGGCCGCACUCUUUCUGAUUACAACAUCCAGAAGGAGUCGACCCUGCACCUGGUCCUGCGUCUGAGGGGUGGUAUGCAGAUCUUCGUGAAGACCCUGACCGGCAAGACCAUCACCCUGGAGGUGGAGCCCAGUGACACCAUCGAGAAUGUGAAGGCCAAGAUCCAGGAUAAGGAGGGCAUCCCUCCUGACCAGCAGAGGCUCAUCUUCGCAGGCAAGCAGCUGGAAGAUGGCCGCACUCUUUCUGAUUACAACAUCCAGAAAGAGUCGACCCUGCACCUGGUCCUCCGUCUGAGGGGUGGCUGUUAAUUCUUCAGUCCUGCAUCCAUAUCGCCCAGUGAUGGCAUUACUCUGCACUCUAGCCAUUUGCCCCAAUUUAAGUUUAGAAAUUGCCAGUUUCAGUAAUAACUGAACCUGUUCAAAAUGUUAAUAAAGGUUUUGUUGCAUGGUA
Molecule: messenger RNA, 1236 nt
Organism: Camelus dromedarius (Arabian camel)
Lineage: Eukaryota; Metazoa; Chordata; Mammalia; Artiodactyla; Camelidae
Gene: UBB
Product: ubiquitin B
Exons: 2
Coding region: 405-1094 (229 amino acids)
Biological process (GO): modification-dependent protein catabolic process; protein ubiquitination
Cellular component (GO): nucleus; cytoplasm
Molecular function (GO): protein tag activity; ubiquitin protein ligase binding; RNA binding
Source: RefSeq, a predicted model, not a curated record